Acromyrmex echinatior (Panamanian leafcutter ant) is the source of this 898-nucleotide messenger RNA. RefSeq names its product odorant receptor 4-like. NCBI's taxonomy places the organism in Eukaryota, Metazoa, Arthropoda, Insecta, Hymenoptera, Formicidae. Gene Ontology annotation, cellular component: plasma membrane. Gene Ontology annotation, molecular function: olfactory receptor activity; odorant binding. The record is from RefSeq and is a predicted model, not a curated record. Gene Ontology annotation, biological process: detection of chemical stimulus involved in sensory perception of smell; sensory perception of smell.
AUGCUGAAGUACGCUACCACCGGUCACAAUCUGAAGAUCAUCGGCGAGUGUUUUACUUUCACUGAUGACGUGUAUCCGACCUAUAGUAAAUUUACUCAAUCGCAAAUUAGUCCAAUAUACGAAAUCGUGUAUGUGGCUCAUUGUAUGUGCGGAUAUACUAUAUACUCAGUGACAGUUGGUGCCUGCGGAUUGGCCGCUUUGUUCGUUACUCAUGCGUGUGGCCAAAUCCAAAUACUUAUAUCACAACUAGAAGAUCUAUUAGCUGGUGAAAGAUUCAAACAAAGCCCGAACGUUCAUUAUCAAAUCGCUGCCAUCGUAAGAAAUCACGUAAAAAUAAUAAAAUUUGCGGCGAAAGUGGAAGAAGUUUUACAAGAAGUGUGUUUAGUAGAAUUCACUAGUUCUGUAUGCACGAUAUGUCUACUCGAAUACUAUUGUAUAGCGGAUUGGACAGCGGACGACAGACUUAGUUUCGCAACUUUUUCUCUUCUCCUUGUGUCAUUCUGUUUCAAUAUUUACAUAUUAUGUUAUAUCGGUGAGCUUCUUAUAGAAAAGAGUACUCAGAUUGGAUCGAUAUGCUACACGAUUAAUUGGUAUCAACUAUCGCCAAUAUCAGCUCGCAGUCUUAUAUUGAUAAUAGCGAUGUCCAGCCAUCCUAUAAAACUUACUGCUGGUAGAAUGGUAGACCUGUCAUUAAAAUCUUUUAAAAGUGUACUGCAAACUAGCCUGGCAUACCUGAGCUUCCUACGGACGUUAGUCAUAUAAAUUAUAAUGUGAUAUAUGUUAAAAAAUAUUUUUAAUUUAAUCUGGUUUAUUAGUUCAGCAUAGAAGAAAAUUUUCGUAUAGAUGUAAUUUACGAUAUUACUCAUAUUACUCAUAUAGAAUAAAACAUUUAAGUUCA